Messenger RNA from Parastagonospora nodorum SN15, 1626 nucleotides. RefSeq lists its product as hypothetical. Gene Ontology annotation, biological process: glutathione biosynthetic process. The coding region runs from base 1 to 1626 and encodes 541 amino acids. Gene Ontology annotation, cellular component: glutamate-cysteine ligase complex. Gene Ontology annotation, molecular function: glutamate-cysteine ligase activity. Lineage: Eukaryota; Fungi; Ascomycota; Dothideomycetes; Pleosporales; Phaeosphaeriaceae. The transcript is spliced from 4 exons. The record is from RefSeq and is a predicted model, not a curated record.
AUGCUUGAAGCAACCCCUGGUAAGCCAUGGGGUAUCGGGUUCAAGGACUUGCUGGAUGUGGAGCCAAAUAUGAAGUGGAGACGCAAGAUUGCCAAGGAGCACAUGGAGAACACCGAGUUCCCCAUCACCUUGACAACGUUUCCUCGACUAGGGUCUCCGGAUUGCAUCACCCCAUCCUUCCCAGUUUCAGGACCCAAGCUGCGCUCGCAGUUUGUUCCAGAUGAGAUUGCAAAUCCGCACAUUCGUUUCCCUACUCUAGCAGCCAACAUCCGCUCGCGAAGAGGACGGAAGGUUGAAGUCAACGUGCCUGUGUUCAAGGAUGAGAACACGACCCCACUGUCAACUAUGAUAUGCAUAACUGGGCCUGAAGACGACGAUGUACGAAACGGUGCUGCUAAGGACAACUUCAUCCACAUGGACGCUAUGGCGUUUGGUAUGGGUAGCUGCUGUCUCCAGAUCACUUUCCAGGCUAAGAACAUUGAAGAGGGAAGGAAGAUGUAUGAUCAACUGACACCUCUGGGGCCGAUUCUCUUGGCUUUGACAGCAGCGACGCCUAUUUACAAGGGAUUCCUUGCCGAUACUGAUGUGCGUUGGAACCAGAUCAGCAGAGCUGUCGAUGAUCGCACUCCAGAGGAGCUUGGAGAGAAGCCUCUGAAGGAUGACCGAUGGCGUCUUCCAAAGUCGCGAUAUGCUUCCAACUCGACGUACAUUUCUCAAGACCCGCGAUUACGACCCGAAUAUCUCGACCCUGACCUCAUUGUUGACCCAGAUCUCAAGCAGCGUCUAGUUGAGGGCGGUAUGGAUGAUCUCUUAGCUACUCACUUUGCACAUCUCUUCAUCCGUGAUCCGAUCGUUGUCUUCAACGAGGAUCUCGAAGAGCUGGACCUUACCAAGGCAGAUCACUUUGAGAACCUACAGUCGACAAACUGGCAGCACAUGCGCUUCAAGCCACCGCCACCUGGUUCCGACAUUGGCUGGCGCGUCGAGUUCCGCCCGAUGGAAAUCCAAAUCACCGAUUUCGAAAACGCAGCCUUCUCAAUCUUCAUCGUGCUCAUCACACGCGCCAUUCUCUCCUUCAACCUCAACUUCUACAUGCCCAUCACCCGGGUAUCCGAGAACAUGGAAACAGCCCACAUCCGCGACGCCGUUUCGACCCAGAAAUUCUGGUUCCGCAAGAACCCUUUUUCGUCGCACAAAUCGAGCUCGGGCACAGGGACGUCUACGCCUGCUGAGGCACCCAGCCGCCCUCCUACGCCUGUCGGUCCUGUAGAGGAUGAGUACGAACAAAUGACCAUCAAUGAAGUCAUCAACGGGCAACAAUCCGCUGAAGGCGGUUUCCCUGGCCUCAUCCCGCUGGUCGAAUCAUACCUCAACAGCAUGAAUGUCGACGUCGAGACGCGCUGCGACAUUGCCACCUACCUCGACCUGAUCCGCAAGAGGGCGAAUGGAACGUACUGGACUGCGGCGAAGUGGAUCAGGCAUUUCGUCGCCGAGCAUCCCGAGUAUAAAAAGGAUAGUGUGGUGGGCGAGGGGAUUACGUAUGAUUUGGUUCAGGCGGCAGAGCAGAUUACGAGGGAGGAGGGGAGGGAUGGGUUGGGGUGGGAGAUGUUGGGGAAGAGGUGUUGA